This is a messenger RNA of Hipposideros armiger (great roundleaf bat), 4211 nucleotides long. RefSeq names its product ATP binding cassette subfamily A member 5 (gene ABCA5). Gene Ontology annotation, molecular function: ATP binding; ABC-type transporter activity; ATP hydrolysis activity. Lineage: Eukaryota; Metazoa; Chordata; Mammalia; Chiroptera; Hipposideridae. The transcript is spliced from 27 exons. Gene Ontology annotation, cellular component: late endosome; membrane. Gene Ontology annotation, biological process: lipid transport; transmembrane transport. The record is from RefSeq and is a predicted model, not a curated record.
GGCCGCGUUGGGGUGGACGUGGUCGUUUCAUCAUGAAGGCGUCGUUAGCGAAGCGCGGAAAGGCUGUGGAAACUGAUACAGAAAACAUGGCUACUGCAAUUAGGGAGGUGGGAGUUUGGAGACAGACCAGAACACUCCUACUGAAGAAUUAUCUAAUUAAAUGCAGGACCAAAAAAAGUAGUGUUCAGGAAAUUGUUUUUCCACUAUUUCUUUUAUUUUGUUUAAUACUAAUUAGCAUGUUGCAUCCAAAUAAGAAAUAUGAAGAAGUGCCUAAUAUGGAACUUAAUCCUAUGGACAAAUCUAUCCUCUCUAACCUAAUUCUUGGAUAUACGCCAGUGACUAAUAUUACAAGAAGCAUCAUGCAAAAGGUUUCUUCUACUGAUCACCUUCCAGAUGUCAUAAUAACUGAAGAAUAUACAGAUGAAAAAGAAUUGCUAGCAGCCAGUCUUUCCAUGUACAGCAACUUUGUAGGUGUGAUUUUCAAAGACUUCAUGUCCUACGAACUCCGUUUUUUUCCUGAUUUGAUUCCAGUAUCUUCUAUUUAUAUGGAUUCAAGAGCUGGCUGUUCAAAAUCAUGUGAGGCUGUUCAGUACUGGACGUCUGGGUUCACAGUUUUACAAGCAUCCAUAGAUGCUGCCAUUAUACAGUUGAAGACCAAUGUUUCUGUAUGGAAGGAGCUGGAGUCAACUAAAGCUGUUAUUAUGGGAGAAACUGCUGUUAUAGACAUAGAUACCUUUCCCCGAGGAGUGAUUUUAAUAUACUUAGUUAUAGCAUUUUCACCCUUUGGAUACUUUUUGGCAAUUCAUAUCGUGGCAGAAAAAGAGAAAAAGUUAAAAGAGUUUUUAAAGAUAAUGGGACUUCAUGACACUGCCUUUUGGCUUUCCUGGGUUCUUCUGUAUACAAGUUUGAUUUUUCUUAUGUCCCUUCUUAUGGCAGUCAUUGCAACAGCUUCUUCAUUAUUUCCUCAAAGUAGCUGCGUUGUGAUAUUUCUACUUUUUUUCCUGUAUGGGUUAUCAUCUGUAUUUUUUGCGUUAAUGCUGACACCUCUUUUUAAAAAUUCAAAACAUGUGGGAAUAGUUGAAUUUUUAGUCACUGUGGCUUUUGGAUUUGUUGGCCUUUUGAUAGUCCAACAGGAAAGUUUUCCCAAAUCUUUAGUGUGGAUUUUUAGUCCCUUCUGUCAGUGUACUUUUUUGAUUGGCAUUGCACAGGUCAUGCAUUUGGAAGAUUUUAAUGAAGGUGCUUUAUUUUCUAAUUGGACUGAAGGCCCAUAUCCUCUAGUUAUUACUAUUAUCAUGCUAGCACUUAAUAGUGUAUUCUAUGUCUUGUUGGCUGUUUAUCUUGAUCAAGUCGUUCCAGGGGAAUUUGGCUUACGGAGAUCGUCUUUAUAUUUUCUGAAGCCAUCAUAUUGGUCAAAGAACAAAAGAAAUUAUAAGGAGUUACCAGAGGGCAAUGUUAAUGGGAAUAUUAGUUUUAGUGAAAUUAUUGAGCCCGUUUCUUCAGAAUUUGUAGGAAAAGAAGCUAUAAGGUAUGAUUUAAUCUGGCAAUUUAGCAGAAAUAAAAGUUAUAUUUGAAAAUUCUCCCUCUUUUCUGAACUAGAUUUGUCAUUCGACAUAUAUGAGGGUCAGAUUACUGCAUUACUUGGCCACAGUGGAACAGGAAAGAGUACAUUGAUGAAUAUUCUUUGUGGACUAUGCCCACCUUCUGAUGGGUUUGCAUCUAUAUAUGGACACAGCGUCUCAGAAAUAGAUGAAAUGUUUGAAGCAAGAAAAAUGAUUGGCAUCUGUCCACAGUUAGAUAUACACUUUGAUGUUCUGACAGUAGAAGAAAACUUAUCCAUUUUAGCUUCAAUCAAAGGAAUACCAGCUGAUAAUAUAAUACAAGAAGUGCAGAAGGUUUUACUGGAUUUGGACAUGCAGGCUAUCAAAGAUAAUCAAGCUAAAAAGUUAAGUGGUGGUCAAAAAAGAAAACUGUCUUUAGGAAUUGCUGUUCUUGGGAAUCCAAAGAAACAGAACCAUAUGUACAUAGACAGAUAUUGUGCCACAGAAUGUCUUUCUUCUCUGGUUAAACAACAUAUACCUGGAGCUACUUUAUUACAACAGAAUGACCAACAGCUUGUGUACAGCUUGCCUUUCAAGGACAUGGACAAAUUUUCAGAAAGAAAUUGCUUCAUUUGCUUGUUGCUUCUGCUUUUAAUCUUUUUCGCAGUUCAGAUUUUUAUGUUUUUGGUGCAUUACUCUCUUAAAAAGGCUGUGGUUCCCAUCAAACUUGUUCCAGACUUCUAUUUCCUAAAACCUGGAGAUAAACCUCAUAAAUACAAAACAAGCCUGCUUCUUCAAAAUUCUACUGGUGAGUGUGUGAAAGAAAUUACAGACAUAGUUUUUAAAAUUGAGAUGUAUUUUCAAGCAACUUUACUUGGAAUCAUUGUUACUGCAAUGCCACCUUACUUUGCCAUGGAAAAUGCAGAGAAUCAUAAGAUCAAAGCUUAUACUCAACUUAAACUUGCAGGUCUUUUGCCAUCUGCAUAUUGGAUUGGACAAGCUAUUAAACCAGCCAUUAUGGUCAGCAAUUUGCAUAAAGAAUAUGAUGACAAGAAAGAUUUUCGUAUAAGAAAAGUAAAGAAAGUGGCAACUAAACACAUCUCCUUCUGUGUGAAAAAAGGAGAGAUCUUGGGACUGUUGGGCCCAAAUGGUGCAGGCAAAAGCACAGUUAUUAAUAUCCUGGUUGGUGAUAUUGAACCAACUUCUGGCCAGGUAUUUCUAGGAGAUUAUUCUUCAGACCCAACCGAAGAUGAUGAUUCCAUUAAGUGUAUGGGAUACUGUCCUCAGAUAAACCCAUUGUGGUCAUAUAUUACAUUGCAGGAACAUUUUGAAAUUUAUGGAGCUGUGAAAGGAAUGAGUCCAAGUGACAUGAAGGAAGUCACAAAUCGAAUAGCAAAUGCACUUGAUUUAAAAGAACAUCUUCAGAAAACUAUAAAGAAACUACCUGCAGGAAUCAAGCGAAAGUUGUGUUUUGCUCUAAGUAUGCUGGGGAAUCCUAAGGUUACUUUGUUAGAUGAACCAUCUACGGGUAUGGACCCCAAAGCCAAACAGCACAUGUGGCGAGCAAUUCGAACUGCAUUUAAAAACAAAAAACAGGCUGCUAUUCUGACCACUCAUUAUAUGGAGGAGGCGGAGGCUGUCUGUGACCGAGUGGCUAUCAUGGUAGCUGGGCAGUUAAGAUGUAUUGGGACAGUCCAGCAUCUGAAGAGUAAAUUUGGAAAAGGUUACUUUUUGGAAAUGAAAUUAAAGGACUGGAUAGAAAACUUAGAAGUAGACCGCCUUCAAAGAGAAAUUCAGUAUAUUUUCCCAAAUGCAAGCCGUCAGGAAAGUUUUUCUUCUAUUUUGGCUUAUAAAAUUCCUAAGGAAGAUGUUCAGUCCCUUUCACUAUCUUUUUCUAAGCUGGAAGAAGGUAAGUAACAUUUGUAAAACGUGGUAAGAUAGUUUUCAAAUUGUGAAAGAAUUUUAUUUAAAAAUGUAGAAAUUGGGAGUCAGUUUAUUGUAGAAACUAUAGUAAAUAUAGGAAGAUGACCUUUUAUUAAUUUAAGAUAAGUUAAAUACUAAUACUGUAGGGAUUUGGUAGACCACCUAUAUGGUAGUGUAAACCUUUCACUAUUUUAAUAGACACCACCACAGUUUUUCACAUUGCAUCUAUGAUAAAGGUCAGCUUAAUUAGCCCUCUACUAGCUCAGUCCAGAAGUGGGAGCAUUGAGUUUCUCGAGUCCUUUCUUCAUAUUGGGCUAUUGAAGUAGAAAUAGUAGCAAGACUCCAGUGGUAGCAGGAGAGGGGAGAGAAAAAUUCAUAGUGCCAUUCCUAAAAGCUUUAAGAAGCUUAGUUGAAUCUUGACCUUUUUAAAAUAAAGGGUAGGUAGGAUAAAAAUAUGCUGAUGGCAGUAGAGGGGAGGUAAGCUCCUGGACAGAGGAAGUAUUCAGAUGCAGGUUGUUUUAUGGCAUUUAUAGACUAUGAAGCAACCUACAUUUCCUGGUGAUUUCUUUAUGAUUAAAGAGAACACCUGAACUACUUAGGGAGAAUUAAAGGAAUGAAUAGAAAAGUUGGCAUUAAAUUAGAUUGCAAAAGGAUCCACAAAAUUUAAAGAAAGUAUAUGGACAUAUGAACAGUAUCCAGGAUUGAGUUCAAGAAGUCAAGAAGAGGCAAUAUUGGAAUUCGGGAAUGAGA